Molecule: messenger RNA, 6298 nt
Organism: Epinephelus fuscoguttatus (brown-marbled grouper)
Lineage: Eukaryota; Metazoa; Chordata; Actinopteri; Perciformes; Serranidae
Gene: csnk1da
Product: casein kinase 1, delta a
Exons: 8
Coding region: 402-1502 (366 amino acids)
Biological process (GO): positive regulation of canonical Wnt signaling pathway; positive regulation of proteasomal ubiquitin-dependent protein catabolic process; signal transduction
Cellular component (GO): nucleus; cytoplasm; spindle microtubule
Molecular function (GO): ATP binding; protein serine/threonine kinase activity
Source: RefSeq, a predicted model, not a curated record
UGAUGUCAGACACACCUAGCAGCAGAUCACUCAACACAGACAGCAAGAGAGACACAAUCUGACCUAAUCUCCUCAAAAUCCAUCUUCAUCCGUGGACAGUUGAUGCGUAUCCAUAUGAUAAAUAGCGAGAGCACAAAGUACAGACUUAAACCUUUUAAACAAGCUGCGUAUUAUCACAAUAUGAGGUUAGUCGUAUUUUAAAACAAGUGGCGAAAGAUUGUGAACUGACUUCAUCCGGUGACAACAUACUCAUGAUCCAGCCGAUCGCUCCAAGAGGUUUUAUUAAUGUUUUGGAUGUUUUGCCUGCUGUGCUUUUAAACAGGCUUGGGCUGUAAACCUGGACAUUUUGGAUAUUUGGGAGCUAGCGAGCCUGCUUGCUAGCCAAACACAGAUUGCUUAUCAUGGAGUUGAGAGUGGGGAACCGAUAUAGACUGGGCAGGAAAAUAGGAAGUGGAUCAUUUGGGGACAUCUAUCUGGGUACUGAUAUCUCAGUGGGAGAGGAGGUAGCCAUCAAGUUGGAAUGUGUGAAGACCAAACACCCACAGCUCCACAUAGAGAGCAAAAUCUACAAGAUGAUGCAGGGUGGAGUGGGUAUUCCAACAAUAAAGUGGUGUGGGGCCGAGGGUGACUAUAAUGUGAUGGUGAUGGAGCUGCUGGGGCCCAGCCUGGAGGAUCUGUUCAAUUUCUGCUCUCGGAAGUUCAGCCUCAAGACGGUCCUGCUUUUGGCUGACCAGAUGAUCAGCCGCAUUGAAUACAUCCACUCCAAGAACUUCAUCCAUAGAGACGUGAAGCCAGACAAUUUCCUGAUGGGGCUGGGCAAGAAGGGCAACCUGGUUUACAUCAUCGACUUCGGCCUGGCCAAAAAGUACCGCGAUGCCCGCACACACCAGCACAUCCCCUACCGUGAGAACAAGAACCUGACCGGCACCGCCCGCUACGCCUCUAUAAACACACAUCUGGGCAUCGAACAGUCCAGACGGGACGACUUGGAGUCGCUGGGCUAUGUCCUCAUGUACUUCAACCUGGGCUCUCUGCCCUGGCAAGGCCUCAAAGCUGCCACUAAAAGGCAGAAGUAUGAGCGCAUCAGUGAGAAGAAAAUGUCCACGCCCAUUGAGGUCCUCUGCAAAGGCUAUCCAUCGGAGUUUGCCACCUACCUGAACUUCUGCCGCUCUCUGCGGUUCGAUGACAAGCCAGACUACUCGUACCUCCGCCAGCUCUUCAGGAACCUCUUCCAUAGACAGGGCUUCUCCUACGACUACGUCUUUGACUGGAACAUGCUCAAAUUUGGUGCCAACAGAGCAGUGGAGGAUGCAGAGAGGGAGCGUCGGGAGCGGGAGGAGAGGCUGAGGCACAGCAGGAACCCCGGCGCCAGGGGCAUGGCCUCAGCCUCAGGGAGAGCCAGGGCAGCUCAGGACGUCACAGCCCCCUCACCACUCAACCCUGCCUCACACACAGGCCACUGUGUGUGUGCCUGUCCACAGGCCAAGUCCAUGGACGUGUAAAGAGAAUGGCCAAGUCAGCCCACUGCACAAAAGCCCUCCCCGUGAGUUAAUGUCCAAUCACUGUUGUGGCUCUGCCCACUCCUCACACUGUUGUAACUGGAGCCGGGCCCCGCCCCGCCCCGUACCUUGUUCUUUUAUUAAACAAACUAAAUAGCCUUAUGUUAUUUAUCUUAUUUACACAACGGCAUCUCAUUUCUGUCUCUACAUGGUCGCACGUUUGCAAUCCUCCUCUGCUCUCUGUGUCGCGAACGGCAGAGUUCGGCCCUGAUGUAGGGCUGCACCCAAUGAUUAUUUUCAUUGUCGACUAAUCUGUCGAUUAUUUCUUCGAUUAGUCGACUAAUCAUUUUAUCAAAAAAUGUGUUAAAAUGUUGAAAAAUGUUGGUCUGUCUCUCCCAAACCCCCAGAUUUUGUCAUUUAAUGUCUUGUUUCGUUCUCACGCCAAAGGGUUUUAGUACACCGUCAUGGUAGAAUAUGUAAAGCUUGUAGUAUUUGCAGUAUUUUGGGGUACUUUUACAGUACUUUUCUAUGAAAAAUGACUCUGACUCCUUAGUCGACUACUAAAAUAGUCACCGCAGAGUCCUGCACGGGUCCAAUUUUGGAAACCCGCAGUGCAGCGGCAUUGCCUAUAAACAUCUUCCGUUUUGAAUCUUCAUGCACCAGUCCGUACAAGUGCGUUGUGCAUAAAGGAAUAAAGAAAAACAUAGUUAUUACAGCCAGACAGGUUUAGCUACAAGGCCACUACAUUAAACAAAAGCAGUUUAAAGUUAGCAGGAAAAAAAAAAGCAGGAAAAACGUCUGCUAAAUCAUCAGCUCCUGGACGGGGUCUCUUCUCUGGUGGUGCAGCGGCAGCCGCAGCCUGCGUCCGCGGGCCCGAGGGGCUUCCAUGGUUGUGUUCUUCAAAAUAAUAAAAAACGAAAAUGAAGAAAAAUAAAUAAUAAGAUCAGUGCUAUUUUAAGAGGCACACAAAGUAGAUUCAAACAGUUGAAGUGUCAUGUUGAACGCCAAAACACACAUUUAGUGAGCCAAGUUAUUACUGUAGCUUUUUAAAGUCGUAUUUUAUUACAGUUAUUCUUACCAACAAGACGUCGUGCUUCGGCAUGAAUUCAAAUAAACACAAGAAGUUUGUACUCUAGAAAAGGAUCAGCACUCAGUGAAUAACCUCCUAAGCCCUAUGAUAAGCUAUUAUGGCAAGGCUUAGCUAUACAGACCAGUGAGGAGUGAUAACUAACGUGUCUUUGGGGUCAUCGGGUGGGAACCUCCUUUCACCAGUGUUUCGUCUAGUUGGUCCCACAACACCUCCAGGAGGCUAGACAGUGAUCUCUGGCGUCCCAGAGACACUCCCCUAAUGCCAGGUCUCACUGCUCCCACAGCAACCCAAUAACCUCCUUUACCUUACUUACGCGUGGCUUUCUCAGCCCAAACAGCACCGCCACCUUCAACCAAACCUAGGCUCCGUACAUGCGAGCUCCAGGUAGAAGCAAUGCUGAUACUACCUUUUCUAGCACAUUCACCAUACUCUAUUUCACAUGCUACAUAGCGUAACUACAAUAUAAGCUAAAGUUAAAGGAGAUAAAUAAACUUACAGGAUCAGCAAACACACUCAUCUUGCAGCAUGGUCUCAAACAAAAGGGAUUCAAAUAGGCCACUCCCACACUUAAAUAACCUUCCUCUUCCUGAAUUUCCUUCUUACUUACACAUGGCAUUCUCAGCCCAAACAGCACUGCCACCUUCAACCAAACCCAGGCUCCGUACAUGCGAGCUCCAGGUAGAAGUAGUGCUGAUACUACCUUUCCUAGCACAUUCACCAUACUCUUAUUUCACACGCUACAUAGCAUAACUAUAAUAUAAGGUAAAAUUAAAGGAGAUAGAUAAACUCACAGGAUCAGCAAACACACUCACCUUGCAGCAUGGUUUCAAACAAAAGUGAUUCAAAUAGGCCACUCCCACACUUAAAUAACCUUCCUCUUCCUGGAUUUCCUCCUGAGAGGAAGUGGAUCUCUCCACCUGAUCUCAAGGAAUUAUGUACUCUGCUUAGUAGUUCCCCCUGCUGGUCCCCAACUGACAUUAUUUCUACGCUUCCAGAUCCACUGGCUACACCUAAUUGAUUCACAUGACAUUUCCUUCACUGUCUUCCUCAGACUCUGUCCCCGCACUCCGAGUUCCCCCAGGAGCGAGACAGCUGAUCUUGCUAUGAAUCCCCUACACCCCACUUCCACUGGACAAAUCCUAGUCUUCCAUCCUCUGUUAAACUAGAUACUGGCAGCUGAAGAAUCCCUUUUUCAUACAAUGCAACACUACUUAGGCAUCUAGGAGCGCCCAACCACUUCCUAGGAGCUAACCGACCUUUAAAUUCUCUCCACAACGGAUAAUGGAAUUUCAUAAAUUGACAUGGCCACAUUAACCUAGGAUAUAGCCCAAAUUGCAAACACCACAACUUCAACUUUCCAAGAAGUUCUGAUUUAUCUAUUCUAUCCAGUCCUUCAGCCACAUCUUUUCUAAAUUUCACCACCUGUUCCUUAUCAUUCAACUGUAUCUAUCUAUCUAUCUAAGCUCUUUACUGACUUUUCCCUAAUUGUAACACUUAUCACGUCACCCUGGGCCUGAUCUGCAAGCAGCUUAAGGCUUUUAAGUUUGGGAUGCAAGAACACUGCCAUCUUAUGCAGGAGAUGCACUUGGAAUUUUUUGUUCAGUAUCCUGAGGCUUUUUUUCUUCAGCGAGGACAGUGUCAUGCUGUCAGUGGUAGACGGCUGCAGGUGAUUUCUCAGGUGCCCCAACCACACAACGGUCAGGUGAAGAGUCUGGGUUUUUGAGGCCUCCAAGGCCUUGGUGGCUUCUUUGAAUCGUGCCAGAAAGGCAACCAUGUCACCCAGAGUCUCUGUGCUCAAGUUGGUGAGGCGGUGUUCUUCUCCUCGUUCCUCCAGAAGAGCAUGGACUUGUUCAUACUGGUUGUAGAUGGAGUCCAGCAUUGUGUAUAGCGAAUUCCAGCGUGUCUCCACGGCCGCUUUCAGUGUUAUCUUCAGACGACUCUGGAGAUUUGUCUGCUUAAAGUAAGUUACAAGGGACUUGCAGACUCGAUGAGAGCAGACACUUCAUCAAAGAAGUCAUCUUCAGCUGCUGGGGUACCACCAAGUGUGGUGUGUAGCACUGUGUUCAAGAUGUGAGCACCGCAAUUAAGCCUGGUAACAUUGCGCAGUGCUGCAACUAUAUUUGCGCUUCUGUCAGUCACAUAGACCAGUUUAGGGAAGAACUCAUCCAGGUUGUAUUUGUGUAGUGCUUGCAUGAUUGCUGGUCUCAAGUUUUCUGCAGUUUUGCGUAACGAACUGUCCCAUUCAGCUGUGCAAAGCACGCGCUCAAUCAGCUCCCACUUCUUGUCGAUGUAAUGCAUGGUGACACAAAGUUAACCAACUUUCCGAUAUUCAUCUGUCCAAAGAUCCAACGUAACUGCAGCGUUGCUUUCAGUCAGUUGUUUCCUCAGCUCUGGGAUGAGUUUCUCUCGAAUUUCUUCGGCACAUUUUGUGAGUCUGCGUGACACAGUUGUUGGAUCCGGCAGAAGUGUCACAGUGUCGACUCUGCCAGACGUCCCGACGUCAACCAAGCCCUGUGCCAGCUCCUUGAACCCUUCCCCACACACAGUUUCAAACGACCUGACAUCCCGAGACACAAAUUUCACCGCCAACUUGGUUAUGGCGUCCUUGGCCGGCUGGUCUGGUGUUGAGAGCUCAUUUUUGCUUUUGGAAAUGAAUCUCUCAAUUGACCCAGCAACGGCUUUCCCACAGCAGGUCUCUGCGUGUUUUCUCAGCGACAAAGUACCUAGCUUGCAGGGCUUGAAGGCUAAAACUUUUUUGCACGUUUUGCAGACGGCGUAGCCACUAACGACGUUAUUCUCUUGGUCUUGAAGCAAACCAAACUUCUCCCAGACGUCUGACUUGGCCCUCAACGAUUUAUUGUUCACAAUUUCAUAUUCACCACUCACUAACUUUGAUUUUAUGUCGUCCAUUUUGCUCAGCAGCUAACCAGCAAGGCGGCUCAGUUAGAGUGACAGUGGCAGUGACAUUAUUUAUUUAGGCGGAACUAGUCAAGUGUCACUGCUUUUCACAAUAAAAUGAUGAAAAUAGUUACCCGCCGCCCCGCCCAUGUUAGUUCAGUUCCGCCCGUGCCAGUACCCGUUAAUUUAUGCAAGUAUAUUUCUUACCCGUCAGACACUGUUUAUGCGGGUAACCCGUCAGGUCAUCAAUUGAUUAUUUUAAUAGUCGAUUAGUCAUCGAUUAGUUGACUAAUCGUUGCAGCCCUACCCCGAUGCGCACACACAGACACAUGUGCGCGCGCACACACAUACACACACACACACACACACACACACACACACACACACAGGUGAGCAUACAAGAGCGCGGCCCGGGCACUUAACACACAGUCUAUGGAGUGGAGCCUGUGUUGCGUUCAGGCAUUGUCACUUGAAUAGGCUGUAGCACAACACAGCAGCAUGUCAAGUGCAAAGUCAAGCAAAAAAAAAAAAAAAAGAGAUAAUUUUGGGGGGGGGGGGGGAUUGUUCUCUGUAAGCACAAAAAACGUACACACAUGCACAUACAUAUUGUACCUAUAUGUAUCUAUAUCUAUCUAUCUAUCUAUCUAUAUGUGUAUAUAUAUAUAUAUAUAUAUAUAUAUAUAUAUACUUUUAAGAACAAAAGGCAAGCUAAAACAAACUAACAGAUCAAUUGUUGUUUUGUCUAUUGUUACCUAAUGUAUAGUUUAGCGUGACAGUCAGGGCUUUUCCAUCUACUGAUUGGGAGCCUUUG